AUGAAGAGGAAGAGCUCUACUGUUAUCCCGUUUGAUCUUUCGAAGCUACUGAACAAAGACGGAUCAUUAUUUCGCGUGCUUUUAUCUGCUACUCUUCAAUUUGACCCACAAGAUAUACCAGACUUGGCUAACGACAUCUCUGACAAACUUUUCACAAAGUUUCAAGAUUCUCAAGCUUUACUCCCCGCGCCACGACCGACUUACGUAAUCGCCAUUCGCAUUUCCCAGACUCGAUUUGCCAAUUUUGAUGCUAAUGUUGAUCUUGAUGCUUUUCCCAAGUUAAGAACAUUGCCUCCCCCUAUCCCGUUUUAUCGUCGGUUUGAAAUACAAAAGGUUUUCACCGAACCCAAUGUGAGCGCAGCUGAUUACAUGAAUGAUCCGAAUGAUACAUACACUGAUAAUGUCGUCGAGUAUCUCAACAUGUUAAGGGAAUAUACGGGUGAAGGUGGAGUUUUUCCAACUAAACCACCCAUUGCAACCGAUAUCGCCAGAGGAUUUGUCGAAGUCAAGCCAUGUCAAAGUUCUUGGUGUGCAAGUCCAGCUAUUAGGCUCGAAGAUCUGAUGGAUGACACUUGCCCUGUUUGUCAAGAUGAGUUUAGAAAUGAGAAUGAAGUGAUUGCAACUUAUUGUGCGCACGCUUUUCAUACAAGGUGUCUCCUGCCAUGGCUAUCCAAGAAGAACAGUUGCCCAACUUGUCGAGCUGUCUAUCCUUUGCAUUAUUCGCCCUCUUUGGACCGUCAAUGUCGAAAGCGCAAUCAUAACAUGUUGGAGGCUGAAGGUUGA
This is a messenger RNA of Lycium ferocissimum, 783 nucleotides long. RefSeq lists its product as uncharacterized. The record is from RefSeq and is a predicted model, not a curated record. Gene Ontology annotation, cellular component: cytoplasm. Gene Ontology annotation, molecular function: ubiquitin protein ligase activity. Lineage: Eukaryota; Viridiplantae; Streptophyta; Magnoliopsida; Solanales; Solanaceae. The coding region runs from base 1 to 783 and encodes 260 amino acids. Gene Ontology annotation, biological process: protein ubiquitination. The transcript has a single exon.